AGGAUCGAGUCGCUGAGUGGGGUCUUUCGUCCUAUUGUUUCUUACAAUAGGAAGUUUGAAGCCGGAGGCGAUUGGUCAAAAAAAUGCCAGAGGAGAUGGCGGACGGUGGGAGAAGGUUCGUGACGAUCGACGAUCUCAUCGAUGCCUUAGACAAGCGCGAGAGGGCGCCAAGCAAUAUCCCAAAGGUUGAGACAUUUCACUUCAAGGGGGAUCAGGUAUCUGACUGGUUGGAUCUGACAGAGCAGGCGUUGGUGGGGCUGUCAGAUGAGGUCAAGCUCCAGCGGGUCCUGAGGUACGUCCUGCAUAGUCACCAUCGGGAAGUAAGUAAGGUCGUGGACGCCGCCGGUGGCAGUUGGACAAAGUUUGGGGACCUAAUGCGAAGGAAGUACAGGCUGGGGGAUGGCCUGUUGACCAUGGCCGACUUGGAGGCCAUGAACAAGGAAGACUUUUCUACCAUUGGGGCGUUCGUGCACGAGUUUAAGAAAAAGGCGACGAAAGUGCAUGGGAUUUCUGAGGAGGCGCAAUGCGCCACAUUUUUGGGGUUGCUUACGGGCUCGGAGGCCACAGAGCUGACCAAGUAUGGGGAAGGGAGCGAGAGGCUCACCUGGGCAACCAUUGACAAGGGAGUGGAAGAAGGGAGCCUAGACCAGGUGGAGCAGCACCAAAUGAGGCUGCAAAGGCGCAAGUGGAAGGAGAGGGAUGCUACCGCAUCCGGGACCCCAGGGGUGAAGAGAAUUGUCACGGACGUGUUGGCGGCACUGGGGUAUGAUAACGAAGCGAAGAUACAGAAAAGAGGGAUGCUAGUGGCCCAAGGCCGGGGGUCAGGGGCAGUGGAUGAGGAGGCUGGGCAAGAAGACUACGGCGGAGGGGAGACAGGUUCCCAAGUCCUGACUAAAGCCCAGAGGAAGCAGCGCAAUUUGCUGCAGGGAGGGCAGGGGUUAGGGAAGGGGCAGGCUCCCCAAGCCAUUGCCGCACCACUGCCCGUCGCCGAGGCCGCGCCAGCGCCAGCAGGACCAUCGCACAUGGGGCCGCCACCAGCUUGCGGGCACUGGGUGCCGCAUUGUCAGUCCGCGCCCUGGCCCAGUUGCAACCACUGUGUCUCGUGUGGAGGGAGUCAGGCCCACACGGGACACAUGGUCCCCUAUUCGGGCCCAUCAGCAAGUAUGGGCCCCCCGAGCUACCCGGCGACUCAAAGCCAGCCUGUGGCUCAACCGCCUCCCUCCCAACAGGCCUCGCAAGCUAGUGUGGCCGGGGGAGGGGGCCAAGGGCAAGGCGGGCAGGGCAAUGGGGGCCGGGGCCAAGGGGGUAGAGGAGGGGGCGGCCGCGGCCGAGGGGGAAAUGGUGGAGGCCGUGGGGGAGGUUGGAAUGGUCAGGGGGGCCAGAACCAAGGUGGCCAAGGCAGCCAGGGGGGGGCCAAGGGUACGGGAGGCCCAACUUCGACUGGCGGAACGCAACUUGUUGGCAUUAUGGCGAGGUGGGCCACACCGUACGAUUCUGCCAACAGCGGCGGGACGACGACUUGGCAGGACUGAUUUCCUCCUGUAUGUACGGGGACAUAUACGAUCGAUGGGGGAAGCACAUCGAUCCCAAGACUCCGGGAGGAAUCAGGCAGGAAGCCCUUAGGCGAGCGGCGACAGGGCCGCCAACAGCCCCGGCUAUGUUUAGAAUAUGGCAAGAAAGGUAGGAUCCGGGUGUGAGAAUCGAGGAGAUUGUGGACGAAAAUGAGGAGGUGACUCAACAACUAAAGGCAGGAACUAUAAAGGAGGAGCCUAUAGUUGUUGAGUCCGACGAUGAGGUGCUGGAGGUGGUGAGAGAGUCCGCCUCGACCAUCCUGGAAUGGAUGGAGGGCCUGCUUGCAAAAGUCGGCAGGUACCAGGAGCAAUUAAGGGUGAUGUGUGAAGAGGCCCGGGAAUGGGAAAUGAACCUUCCUGAAAUAA
Chara braunii is the source of this 1937-nucleotide messenger RNA. NCBI's taxonomy places the organism in Eukaryota, Viridiplantae, Streptophyta, Charophyceae, Charales, Characeae. The record is from the annotation of a GenBank genome assembly.